AUGAGAGCACCCUACUCUCUGUCCUGCCUCUUCCUCCUGAGCCUGGGGUCCUGCUUCCCCCUCCAGGAGCACCAGGAGCUGGGAGACCCCAGGGACGGGACCCCCAUCAAGCCCCAUUGGCAAGCAGUGGCCGAGGACUUGGGUGCCAAGCAGAGGCAGAGCCAGGAGCUGAGCACGCUGCUGGGCAUCGCCUGGAGGCUACGGCCCAGGGGCUAUGGCCAGGGGGGCAGCGGGCAGCGACAGGGCAGGCAGGGGGGGUCCGAGCUGCUGCCGGCGGGAGGGGAGGAGCGCAGCGGCACGCUGGGGAGUCUGGCUGAGGGGGUCAGCGGCUACAACAGGAAAAAAGGGGGCUUCACCUUCCGCUUUGGGAGAUGA
Mesitornis unicolor (brown roatelo) is the source of this 375-nucleotide messenger RNA. RefSeq names its product pyroglutamylated RFamide peptide (gene QRFP). The record is from RefSeq and is a predicted model, not a curated record. The coding region runs from base 1 to 375 and encodes 124 amino acids. Lineage: Eukaryota; Metazoa; Chordata; Aves; Mesitornithiformes; Mesitornithidae. Gene Ontology annotation, molecular function: orexigenic neuropeptide QRFP receptor binding. The transcript has a single exon.